Messenger RNA from Nymphaea colorata (pocket water lily), 1514 nucleotides. RefSeq names its product DAR GTPase 2, mitochondrial. The coding region runs from base 445 to 1512 and encodes 355 amino acids. The transcript is spliced from 8 exons. Gene Ontology annotation, cellular component: mitochondrion. The record is from RefSeq and is a predicted model, not a curated record. Gene Ontology annotation, molecular function: GTPase activity; GTP binding. NCBI's taxonomy places the organism in Eukaryota, Viridiplantae, Streptophyta, Magnoliopsida, Nymphaeales, Nymphaeaceae.
UGAUUCAGGAACUGUAGAAAAACUUCAGACUCGCGAUUGAAUCCACACCUAGACUGCAAUACACUCGGUUCCCCGCAACGCUUUUCAAUUUUGUUAUUAAACAAUUUUUGUCGUAGAUAGGAGAUGGUGUCACCCGCGAAAGGAAAGGGGACGGUCAGGCCUAAGUAAUUUCCGGCACCGGCCAAAAGGUUACGGCUCUCCUCUUUUCACGUUGAUGCUCCGCGGGCGCCAAACUCAAAAGGGUGUCUGCCCUGCAAGGGCAAGAAACUUCCUAACAGAGAAAAGCGUAGCACGGGGCUCCUUACUCUGACAUUUUGAGGCUGCCACUCUUCAAAAAUCAGGAUUCUCUGACGUUUGGUACUUUGUUUUUGGGAUGCCAGCGGCCGUAUUCUCCCGAAGAGUGGGCAAUCUCGUUAAGGAUGCAGGAAGAAGAACGGAAACAGGAUGGUUCACGCCUCACAUGGAGGCGGCUUCCAGAGCUAUCCUCGAUCGCAUACCAUUGGUGGAUUGCGUGAUAGAGGUCAGAGAUGCAAGGAUACCUGUAUCAUCAGCUUAUCCACAGAUCGAACGUGCUUCAACUGUCUCCAAGCGUUUGAUAGUUUUAAACAAAAUGGACCUAUCAGAUCACCAGCAGACGCAGGUGCUGAAUGGGUGAAAUAUUUUGAGGAACAGCAACUUCAGUGUUGUCCUGUCAAUUCCCACAACAAGGAAUGCAUUAAGAAGUUUUUGCAACUACUGCGAGCUCAAAUGAGAGAGUUAAAAGUUGGCUUUCCGGAUUCCACUUCAACCAUCAUGCUAAUUGGUAUUCCAAAUAUUGGGAAAUCUGCCUUAAUCAACUCCUUGCAUCAAAUUGGUCGUGUCAGUGCUUUAGAGAAAGGAAAACUGAAGCAUGCAAUUGUGAGUUCAUUGCCUGGGGAGACAAAAGAUAUUAGCAGCUUUAAAAUUGCAAGUCAUCCAAAUAUCUAUAUUUUGGAUACUCCUGGCAUUUUGGCUCCUGAAAUUCCUGAUUCUGAAACCGGCUCAAAGCUCGCUAUAACAGGAGCUAUCAAGGACCAUUUAAUUGGGGAAUAUGAGCUUGCACAGUAUCUUCUGGCCAUAUUUAACACAUCUGAUGCGUACAAAGUUUGGGACACAAAAGGUACUAAGUUAUCGAAUUACCAGAAUGAGAAGAAUUCGGAAGAACAAGAGCCAGAAAGCAGAAGGAAGCAGUUCCCAAGUGAUCAUACACAGGAUUUCAUUGUGAAGGAUGUUCGCCACAUGCUUGUUCAGCAAAUUUCAUCUUUUAAUGGGGACCUUGCAAGCGAAGAUGAUAUGGUUGGUCUGAUAGAAGCUCAGCUCAGAGCUUUACAUGAAGCUUUUAGAGUGCCAGUAGAUUCUGGCAAGGAAGGAUUAAACAGGGUUGCUACAAAAUUGCUAAAUUUGUACCGAACUGGCAGGCUUGGCCAUUUGACAUUAGAAUCUCCUCCGAGGGACUGCUGUAACAGGAUGAACAGUAUAAAGCUAGACGACUAAAA